Messenger RNA from Sceloporus undulatus (fence lizard), 1616 nucleotides. RefSeq names its product zinc finger protein 768 (gene ZNF768). Lineage: Eukaryota; Metazoa; Chordata; Lepidosauria; Squamata; Phrynosomatidae. Gene Ontology annotation, molecular function: DNA-binding transcription factor activity, RNA polymerase II-specific; RNA polymerase II cis-regulatory region sequence-specific DNA binding. The record is from RefSeq and is a predicted model, not a curated record. Bases 169 to 1350 code for a protein of 393 amino acids. Gene Ontology annotation, biological process: regulation of transcription by RNA polymerase II. The transcript has 2 exons.
GUUAAAGCGGUGCCAAAACGGGCUAUUUCUAGUGUGGAUGAGGCCCAGUUCACUAUUCUUUGUUGCCAUUCGCCUCAUUGGGGAAAAAACUACAUCUCCCAGGAUGCAGUGCGGCGCCAGGCCUCCUUUCCCGCCGUUCCCCGCGUUGCGUCUCUCUCUUCUUCUUGGAUGGGGAUCUCCUUUGCCUCCAAGGAAGAAGUCCCUCCAGGCUUCGCCAUGGCUGCUCCUCCUUCUCUCCCCGGCUUCUCUUCUCUGGGAGACCAGGCCCAGAGCUCCGUCUGCCUCCUGCUGCCCUUCGUCAUCCCAGCUGGAAGGUCCCUGGUCCUCACCCGAGAUGGGACAAAUCCUGCCUGGAUUCUGUCUCUGGCAGCAGAAAGCAAGAGCAAAGUGGAAAAUCUAGAAGAUGGGUUAGAACUGCACAGGACAUCCUUAUGUAACCCCCAAAGGGGUUGCCCUGGCGGGAUCCAGCAAAGAAGCUCUGCAAAAGAACAGGCGUCCUCUUGUAAAGAGAAAUUCAUGGACCCUAAGGAGUCCCCAUGCAGCCAAACAAAAUCCUAUAAGUGCGCUGACUGUGGGAAAAUUUACCGCCGGAGCACCGAUCUCUUGAGGCACCAGAGGACUCACACUGGCGAAAGGCCAUACAAGUGUCUGGACUGUGGGAAGAGCUUCAGUCGGAGUUCAAUCCUCCUUGAGCACCAGAGAAUCCAUACUGGCGAAAAACCAUAUAUAUGCAGCCAUUGUGGGCAAGGGUUUAGCCAGAGCUCCAACCGUAACCAGCAUGAGAGGAUUCAUGCCAAGGGGAAGGUGAGCAAGCUGGUGCAGUGGGGGCAAAGUCGGCAAAGGACAGAAGACAAGAGCCUUGGCCCUACAAGCAUGAUGAGAACAGAAGAAGGGUUGGGGCAUAAGCUAGGAUCUGGAAAGGUUUCUCAGCAUCCUAAGGAAAGCCCUUCAUGGAACUCAAAGGUGGUUAUGAAGCACCAGAGAAGUUACUUGCCUGAAAAGCCCUAUAGGUGCCCUCAGUGUGGCAAAUGCUUUGCGCGGAGCACAGAUUUCAUCCGGCACCAUAUCACCCACACAGGAGAGAAGCCCUACACUUGUGUAAAAUGUGGCAAGAGUUUCACACGCAGCUCUGUCCUCAUUGAACACCAGCGAAUCCACACAGGAGAGAGGCCCUACAAGUGUAGGCUGUGUGGGAAGGGCUUCAGCCAGAACUCCAACCGGAACCAACAUGAGACAAUCCACCGAGCGAAGAAAUCUCCCAGAUGCUUCCUGAAUGGCAGUGAAACUUUGAACUGGGCGGCAGGACUGGCACAGCAACAGAGAGUUAAUUCAGCCAGAGGGAAAACCUGAGGCAAGAUCAAGGGAUAGAUAGGAGAUACUCAGUGAAAAUUGGAUUUCUUAGGAUGACAGAGACUAAAAAAAGGAAAGGAACUGGUGUUGAGAUAUUUUUUUAAAAUGAGAGACAGAUGUCAGCUGCUGUUACAUUGAAACAAAAGUAUUCUUACUGCAGAAAUCCCAAGCAAAAUGUACCUAUGAGAUGCAUCUGUUAACAUUUCUUAUUAUGCUACUGUUACUAUUAACAGCAGCAAAAGGAGAAAUUAAAACAUUUGUUCCAA